Cylas formicarius (sweet potato weevil) is the source of this 3952-nucleotide messenger RNA. RefSeq lists its product as uncharacterized. Gene Ontology annotation, cellular component: nucleus. Lineage: Eukaryota; Metazoa; Arthropoda; Insecta; Coleoptera; Brentidae. The transcript has 7 exons. Bases 438 to 2765 code for a protein of 775 amino acids. The record is from RefSeq and is a predicted model, not a curated record. Gene Ontology annotation, biological process: base-excision repair, AP site formation. Gene Ontology annotation, molecular function: mismatch base pair DNA N-glycosylase activity; DNA binding.
CCUUGAAGUAGUGCUAGAGUAGAUUCGCAACCCAAUGUUAAAGUUUUCAGUUUUUUAACCGACGUUUUUCAAGCGCCUUUAAAGGCGAAACGAAGAUAAUUAUUCGGAAACGUUCGGCGCGCCACCUAGGGUCAGCGCAACGAAUCACUUCGAACAAGGGAGCGCGCUAAUGCGCUGCCAAAAAACGACGUCAGGCGUCAGAGGAAGCGACGCUAGUGGAGACAUCGCCAAUGAGCUCCGGAGCGGGGCUUUAACAAAAAUACAAGCUGAUAACACUCUAUUGAUUUUUCAAAACGUUUGUUGAACCAAUCACAGAGUUAGAACUAUUUUUAAAGGGUGAGGUUGUUGUUAGGUUUUUCUAAGCUAGUGCAAAUGUAAACGUGCAGUGAGGACAGUUUUGUAAAUUUUUACCGAGCGAAAGCUCGGCUUAUUGGCCGAUGCAGGUGGCAACUCUUUUUCGCGAGUCCACCACCUUGCUGGGAGCGACAAUGGAAACGGGCGGUGGCGGAGGGGCACCGGAUUCGGGUCUCCCCAGCCUCGGCCCUGGACCAUUAUCCUACGAAAAUUACAACCACCCGGUGACCUUCGCAAAUAAGUACAAGCUCAACAUGAAAUUGGAACCCCACGAUGAUGGCUAUGAAACCAGUGCUGAUAUGCUUCUCAACCCGAACAAUAUUAAUCAUAAUCAUGAAGUAAAAUGUGAAAAAUUGGAAGAUCCCUACAGUUUUAUUGAUGAUGACCCGAUUCCGAUGCUUCCCUCUGCUCAAGGCCCCCCUCAUCUUAUGCACCCCAUGCCCACAAUCAAUAAUCAGAUUAUGCCUGGCCCAAAGAAAAGAGGGAGGAAAAAGAAAAUCAAACCCGAGCCCGAAUUUAAUCAAGAAUUGAAUGGAGGAAUUCCACGGCCUAUAAAAGAACGAAAGAAACAUGAUCGGUUUAAUGGAAUGCCUGAAGAGGAAGUGUCUAAACGAACUUUGCCCGAUCAUCUUACAGAAAACUUGGAUAUAAUUAUUAUUGGAAUAAAUCCCGGAUUAUUUGCGGCCUACAAGGGCCAUCACUAUGCUGGUCCAGGAAAUCAUUUUUGGAAAUGUUUGUACUUAUCCGGUCUCACACCUCAGCAGAUGUCAGCAGACGAAGACUAUAAAUUACUUCAAGUUGGCAUAGGCUUUACUAAUAUGGUUUCACGUGCCACCAAAGGUAGUGCGGAUUUAACGCGUAAGGAAAUUAAGGAAGGUAGCCAAAUUCUAUUAGAAAAGUUAAGAAAAUUUAGACCCAAAAUUGCUGUAUUUAAUGGUAAACUCAUAUAUGAGGUGUUUUCUGGAAAGAAGGACUUUAAGUUUGGGCGACAACCGGAUUUAGUGGAGGGCACUGACACGCAUAUGUGGGUAAUGCCAUCAUCUAGUGCCAGAUGCGCCCAACUCCCAAGGGCAGCUGACAAAGUGCCAUUUUAUGCUGCGUUGAAGAAAUUUAGGGAUUAUCUCAAUGGCAUUAUCCCGGAGAUUGAUGAAAAUGAAAUGGUCUUCACCGAACCCAAAGUAAAAGCUUGCUAUGAAGCUGAACCAAAAGCAGAUCUGUAUCCAACAGAAUUAACCGACAUUAGCAACGCUGUGAUCAAAACUGAGGAUGGUACUAUUAUACCGUGUAAAAAGAAACGAGGUAGACCAAAAAAGAUUAAAAUCGAAGGAGAAGAGCCUCCUCCCAAGCCAAUAGUUCGUAAACCCCCACCUACUCAAAACAAUAACUGUGAUUUUCCUAAGAAAAAAAGAGGUCGGCCUAAGAAGGUAAAAGUAGAAAAUACGGAUAUUAACCAGUCUGAAAAUAAUACAUCGACAAAUAUGUCUCAGUGUUUUUCAAGUCCAUCUCCAAUACAGUCACCUAAUAACUUCUAUCCGAUGGGGCCAGCAAUGACGCCACCUAACAGUGCAGGUGCUUUGUAUAGUUCACAGCCCCCUCCUUAUAAUCAAUCUCCCAGACCUCCUUACAGCCAGUCUCCAAGACCCGCUUACAAUCAGUCACCCAGACCCCCAUAUAGCCAGUCACCUAGACCCCAAUACAAUCAGUCACCAAGACCUCAGUAUAAUAACUCUCCGCGACCUCCAUAUAGCCAGUCACCUAGACCACCAUACAGCCAGUCUCCACGACCACAUUCGCAGCCGUUUACACAUUCAGAUCUAAGCUCAGAAAUCAGCGCAGCUAUUAGCUCAGAGCAAUUGGGUUCCCCCGCUUCUCCUAUAGGGCCUCCAGAUUUUGAACCUCCUACUAGUAUGGCUGAAGAUGUUGAUUGUAGCAGAUUAAGUCCGUCACCUUCCACAAACAGCGAACAACAUCCUUAUCAUUAUCAGUCUUACAUGGAACCACCUCAAGAUCCUCAAUAUUCAUCUCCUAGGCAAAAUCAAGACAUCGCUUCCAAAAGUCUCUCUGGUCUCGAGUCAUUAGUUGAUCAAAUACCUAGUAUUACUGAGGGAGAUGCACCUUUGAGUGAAACUCCUGAUCAGUAUUCCGGCCAAUUCAACAGUUACAGUGUACCAUCUUCAAGAGCUAGUCCAGUUCCAUAUAAUUACCCUCCCACUUCAGGGUAUCCCCUGUAUCCCACACCAACAUGGAGCGGUCAUUAUGAACCUAUGCCCUUAGGUUACCCACAGCUUCCAUAUGCUCAAAGCUAUGGCCCUGGCAUUCAUGUACCGAGCCCGAAUUAUCCGUAUUACAGUUAUCCGCAACCGACCCCUUCACAUCCACCCGGUUAUCCUCCGUACUUGGGAGGAUUUUGAUUGGUUUCCUUCACUGUGUUUUCAUGUUGUGUACCUGUAACAUAUGUUCAGCUAGUACCUAGCAAGUCUGUCCGCUUGAAUACAGUUGGUCACUUGCAUUUUGACAACAACAGAGACUUGCACAGGGUAAAUGGUGAUAUUUUUUUGUCAUAAGUAUUUUCUCUAAACUUUGAAUGUUAGAUAGGCCGAGGGUUUUGUGCAUUAUUCUACAUUCAGAUCUCAGUCGAGAGUGUGUGUUAUCUGAGUGUGUGGUUCAUCGUUAUAGCUGUAGCCCAUGUCAUUCAUUUAAAUAAACAUUUGUUAUAGCUCUUCAGGUCGUAUUUUCUUCUCCCUUGUCCUUUCCUACAUAUCACUGCAUUAUUAAUUGGUUCGUCACGAAAAAAAAAAUGUUACAAACGGUUUGGAAAAAAUGACAAAAAUUACUUUUAAUAUAGCAACAGAACUGAUAUUUAUUUAACAACCUCUAUUUAGUGUGUUAAAAAAUAUUCUUUUUAUAUCUGUUCAUUGUUAUGUAUAAUAAUACUCAUAAUCGUUUUUUGUUUUUAAAAAUUUUAUCUUUUUUUGUACUUUUAAACAGUAUUAGCAUAUGAUGGAAAAAAUAAAUCUGUUUAGUUUAAAAAUGUAUUUUCAUUAUAAUUUAUUUAUUUUUUAAAACGUUUCGCUAUAAAUUAUUGAAAAUACUUUUUUAUUUUAUGCAGUUUGCUCUAAUAAAUCGAUUGGAAGUAAUGGCUAUCUUUUAAUCUGCUCUGAUUUCCUCUGGGUCUCGUUCCACUUGACCUGUGUACACCCUUAAUAUUUACGUGCUACUCCUACACUAUGAUUUGACAAAAAAAAUACAAAACCAUUGUUUUCUACCUGUGGUUAAAGUUGCAGUGGUGAAAAAUACUUUUCUAAUUUUUAAAAAAUUAAAAGCAAUGUUGUUGUUUACUUAACAAUCGAUAAUGAAAAUACAAAUAAUACUAUUACCAUGGUGAUCUAAUUUUCCUGUUAAAUUGUAUUGUAUGUAUUUUCAUUAUAAUAUAUUUAUAUUUAUAAUUUAUUUAUUUUUUAAAACAUUUCGCUAUAAAUUAUUGAAAAUACUUUUUUAUUUUAUGCAGUUUGCUCUAAUAAAUCGAUUGGAAGUAAUGGCUAUCUUUUAAUCUGCUCUGAUUUGCUCUGGGUCUCGUUCCACUUGACCUGUGUACACC